Molecule: messenger RNA, 408 nt
Organism: Uncinocarpus reesii 1704
Lineage: Eukaryota; Fungi; Ascomycota; Eurotiomycetes; Onygenales; Onygenaceae
Exons: 2
Coding region: 1-408 (135 amino acids)
Source: RefSeq, a predicted model, not a curated record
AUGGGGGUCAUUGUAAAGGGAAUGUGCUGCAAACAAAGACCUCACAAACAAGAAUUCUUACAAAUUAUCACAGCAAAUCUUUGUCCUUCAGGAAUUCCACUGCUUGACAAACUUGACAAAGAGUCACCAUCAUUCUGCUCAUCUUCAGCAUUUGUAUCAGAAGAGGAAGAAGGGGAAGAGAUGGGUGAAUUAUUUGAAGACAUGAUAACAUCACCAUCAUUCUCCUCAGAGCUAUCCUCUCUGACAUGGGAAGAUGACUCAUUCUCACUUCUUAAAUCAAUUCUCUGCAAAAGAAUCUUUGAAUUCAGUGCUGUUCAAUUCUUCAAGCUGAUAGAGCUCUUUAUCAUGAUGUGCAAUCUUAACACAAUACAGACCAAGUCAUCAAAAUUGAAGAGUCUUGCUUCUUGA